Schistocerca piceifrons (Central American locust) is the source of this 771-nucleotide messenger RNA. Its product is annotated as piggyBac transposable element-derived protein 4-like. The record is from RefSeq and is a predicted model, not a curated record. The transcript has 2 exons. Bases 1 to 771 code for a protein of 256 amino acids. Lineage: Eukaryota; Metazoa; Arthropoda; Insecta; Orthoptera; Acrididae.
AUGUUUCGGCGCGGUUUAUCAGACGCAGAAAUUGCGGAUUUGAUCAAUCAUAGCGACACUCUGGAUAAUGUAGAGAGUGAUUCAGACGAUUCUGAAUGCAAUGGUGUGUUUGAAGAAGACGAGAUUGAUGACAGUUUGUCUUCAGAUGAAGACGAGAAUGAUGUUGAAGGUGUUGCUUCAAAUCCAGCAGCUGUGCCGUAUCCGAAAGACAGUGAGUGGACUGCAGUUGACACCUACCGACCUCUGCCUGUCAACACGACACCCAGGCAGAUACUAGUGGAUAUUGAUGAGUCGAGUUCUGUACUGGAUUGCAGUAAAGUGUUCCUUACUGACAGUGACGUAAAUGAACUCAAGAGACAGACAAAUUUGUAUGCAUCACAGACAAUACAGAAGAAAAGAAGAGGAAAUAAUCUGAAGCCCCAUUCAGUUUUGAGUUCGUGGAAGCCAGUGACUAUAAGUGAGAUGAGGCGUUUCUUGGGUAUUAUUUUCCACAUGUGUGUUUCGAAAAAGCCCAAAAUUGCGGACCAUUGGAGCACUAAUCCUGUUCUUAGUUGUAACUUUUGUCCCCAUGUCAUGAGCCGUUUGCGUUUCACUCAGAUACUGUCAUGCUUGCAUCUUGUUGACAAUUCAAAUCAGAAAAAACCAGGCGAAGAUGGAUUUCAUCCACUUUACAAAGUUUUGCCAUAUUAUAAUAAUUUGAAGGAGCGAUGUAUCCAGGCAUAUCGUCCCUCAGAAAAAGUGACAAUUGAUGAAGGAAUUUGCCCAUUUUGA